Brienomyrus brachyistius is the source of this 2920-nucleotide messenger RNA. Its product is annotated as cryptochrome-2-like. Gene Ontology annotation, cellular component: cytoplasm; nucleus. Gene Ontology annotation, molecular function: FAD binding; DNA binding. Gene Ontology annotation, biological process: circadian regulation of gene expression; negative regulation of DNA-templated transcription; entrainment of circadian clock by photoperiod. The record is from RefSeq and is a predicted model, not a curated record. The transcript is spliced from 13 exons. The coding region runs from base 295 to 2010 and encodes 571 amino acids. Lineage: Eukaryota; Metazoa; Chordata; Actinopteri; Osteoglossiformes; Mormyridae.
GGUGAAUUUUGAACAUUCACAUUAAUUCAUACAUUUCUGAAGUACUACAAUGAAAAAUAAUCGAUUUGCUUUAAAAGUGACGAUGUUAUUGUGAAGAUUACUCGAAGAUGACUCGAAGAGAUUGGCCAAUAGAAACUGCAGGAGAGGGUCCAGGAAUCAUUUUCACCCUUUACUGGUCAGGCUUAAAAUCUAAGCAGGUACGGAGGAGCUUAUGUAUCUGCGAGUAUGUGAAGUGACACGGGUGUAACCACCGCAAGAGAAAAGGCGUCAUUCCCGUCCAAAAGAACUGGCAUCAUGGUCGUCAAUUCUUUGCAUUGGUUCCGGAAAGGGCUGAGGCUUCACGAUAAUCCGGCUUUACAGGAAGCUUUGAACGGAGCAGAUACUGUGCGGUGUGUUUAUAUACUGGAUCCUUGGUUUGCGGGUUCUGCUAACGUGGGUAUCAACAGAUGCAGGUUUUUACUUGAAUCUCUGGAGGACUUAGAUACAAGCCUGCGAAAGUUGAAUUCAAGGCUCUUUGUGGUUCGUGGGCAACCUGCAGAUGUAUUUCCACGUUUGUUCAAGGAGUGGAAUGUCACCCGUCUGACCUUUGAAUAUGACUCUGAACCGUAUGGAAAAGAGCGGGAUGCUACAAUUAUUAAAAUGGCAAAAGAGUUCGGAAUAGAGACUGUUGUGCGGAACUCACACACACUGUAUAACCUGGACAGAAUUAUUGAACUGAACAACAACAGCCCUCCCCUCACCUUCAAACGGUUCCAGGCGAUCGUUAACCGUCUGGAGCCGCCCAAAAAGCCCCUGGCGACAGUAACUCGGCAGCAGAUGGACAGCUGUUGGACAGAUGUGUUGGUCAACCAUGACGAGCAGUUUGGGGUUCCCUCCCUGGAGGAGUUAGGGUUUAAUACAGAGGGACUGAGCCCUGCAGUGUGGAAGGGUGGUGAGAUGGAAGCCUUGGAUAGACUUAAAAAGCAUUUGGACAGAAAGGCUUGGGUGGCAAAUUUCGAAAGGCCCCAGAUCAAUGUUUGUUCCCUCAUCGCCAGUCCUACUGGUUUGAGUCCUUACCUGCGGUUUGGCUGCUUGUCAUCUCGGCUGUUCUAUUACGAACUACGAGACCUCUAUUUCAAGGUUCGCAAGCACACCAGCCCACCACUCUCGCUCUAUGGCCAGCUGCUUUGGAGGGAAUUCUUCUAUACGGCAGCUACGAACAACCAAAACUUUGACCGGAUGGAGGGAAACCCCAUCUGCGUGCAGAUACCGUGGGACCAUAACCCCGAGUCCCUGGCUAAGUGGGCCGAGGGCAGCACGGGCUUCCCCUGGAUCGACGCCAUCAUGACGCAGCUGCGGCAGGAGGGCUGGAUUCACCCGCUGGCUCGGCAUGCUGUUGCCUGCUUCCUCACACGGGGAGACCUGUGGCUCAGCUGGGAGAGCGGAAUGAGAGUAUUCGAGGAGCUGCUUCUGGAUGCGGACUGGAGUGUGAAUGCGGGAAGCUGGAUGUGGCUGUCCUGCAGUGGCUUCUUCCAGCAGUUUUUCCACUGUUACUGCCCUGUAGGCUUUGGAAGAAGAACAGAUCCCAAUGGAGAGUACAUCAGGAGGUACAUACCAAAGCUGAAGAACUAUCCGAAUAGGUACAUCUAUGAGCCCUGGAAUGCCCCAGAGACAGUGCAGAAAGCAGCUAACUGCGUGGUGGGCAAGGACUACCCCAAGCCUAUGAUAAACCACGCUGAGAGCAGCCGCCUCAACAUAGAACGGAUGAAGCAGGUCUACCAGCAGCUGUCACACUACAAGGGACUCAGCUUACUGGCCACUGUUCCCACUAUUCAAGAGGAGGUAGAACCACCAGCGAUGGAGGGCUCGGGUGCCCACAGCAGCACUGACAUGUGCCCCACUCAGGCUAGCAGAAAGGCUUUGUUGAGGAAGAGGGAGAGACCAGCAAAGACGGAGAGAGCAGCUGCAUGCACACCACCCAAGGUGCAGCGCAUCAGCACGCCAGACGGGAGUGCAGAUGAUCAGCAGUAGCAAUGGCGCUGGCCGGACCUGGAGUGCAGCCUUCUGACGUGAGGCACGAAGGGUUUUCCUGAUGUUCUACCCUGUGCUGCCCUCCUGUGCUCCCUGAGGUGUGAAAAUGCUUCUUGACAGCAGCAGUCAGCAGAAAAGUAAUAUGCGAGAAUCUCACUACAAGGUUACAGAAGAUGCUCAUGCCUGCCAUUUCUGAACGUCUCCUGCAUUUACUAAAUUUUUGAGCAGUGCAGCGGUACUAAUUUGUGAGUUUUUCCUUUUUCUGUUAACCAUGUGGUUUUGGAUUGUCUUUUAACAUAGCAUGGCAUUCCAUUAAGCAAUAAAUCCAGAACACUCCGGUUUCCUAAAUCAAAAUUCAGUCUCUGCUGUUUGUACUGACUGUGCUGCCAUCACAUAAUAGUUUAGGCACAAGAAUUAUUCUCUGUAUAAUCUGUACUUAUGGCAUACUAGAAGUAUGAGAAAACACACAUUGAUCUGCAUUUUUUAAUGAAAAAUUUAAUUGUGUUAGUCAAGUCAAGUAGGUUUUAUAUUCAUUUCAACCAUACACACAAUAUACAGUGAAAUGAGAUAACGUUCCUCCAGGACCAUGGUGCAACACAGACCAGAACAAAACAGAGCGACAUCAUAAGUGCAGACAGGACACAAGUGCAAUAAAAACAAUUUGACAAGACAACAUACAGUGCAAAUUAACCAUGGUAAUAGUCUGGAUACAGUAUUUGAGGUACUAUAUGGUAGCAGCGAGGGUUAUUAUGUGUAAAAAUGCUGUGGUAGAAAGGCGAUGAAAGGCAAUAGAUGCAUAAACAUACAUGUGCGUUUAUCUUGUUUGCAUUUGAGAUUUGUGACUAAAAAACAAAUUUAGUAAUAUAGUAUUAUUUGAACAUGUGAAAAGUAAAGAGGUUUUUAACAAGAA